AUGGAGACAUUACGGGCCACCGAGGCAACACUUGAACGGGAGCGCCUCGACCAUGAUAGCAAAAUGCAAGAAGCGGACGAAACCAUGGACCGCCUCCGUGCCCGCGUAACCGACGCUGCCAGCAAGUCGGCCGAGAUGCCAACUCAGUCCCCACUCCGCCGCCCAGAAACCGAAAUCAUCAAAGACUGGCAGAGUUUGUCGUACGAUGUGCGGAACCUGGUGAGCAACUACUUCAAGGGGAUAAAGGAGACCAAGAUGGUUAGCUGGGCCAAGUCGCAGGGGCACUACCUCGAAGAGCUCACCCCUUACUAUGCACAAGCGGCGGCAGACAGCAAAUGCGGCAUGGCGUUGAUAGAGGCGGCGAUUUGGAACGUCCUCAUGAAACUGGUUUUUGGGGAUUCGGCGACGAAUGGAGCCAUGUGCUGGGCAGGGAGGCAUAGCGGGAAACUUUCGAAGCUGAGCAGGGAGGUAUUUAAAGACAUCCCUCGGAAGGACUGGGAUGAACAAGCCCCCUUGUUCCACCGGUGGAAAGCUUUAACAACAGAUCUAGUCUCAGGCAUCAGCCUGAAGCAGGACCGCGAAGACAGGAUUGCCGACGUGACUGACGAGCUAGAAAACAUGAUGGAGCGCUUUCGAUCCAAGCUGAGCUUCGCGUCGUUCCGUCGAGAGCUUCAGAGCGUCGUGCGUCAGGCCAUCGAGCUAGACGAGUUGUUCUGCGGCCAGGAAGCUUGGUAUCGUCUUGCCGUGCCAGCAGUGGGACGCCAUGAUAUUGAGGUCGAUCGGAAUUCAAUGAGCAUUGCGGGUGGGGGAGUGAACACAAGGAAUGUCAGGUUUUUGAUCCGGCCAUGCCUCUGUCGCGCUGGUGGUGGAAGAGGGGAGCCCUAUGAAAAGGCCUUCUUGUUAGAUAACUAUGUUGUGUGGACGUAUUAG
Messenger RNA from Ilyonectria robusta, 930 nucleotides. RefSeq lists its product as uncharacterized. The transcript is spliced from 2 exons. The record is from RefSeq and is a predicted model, not a curated record. Bases 1 to 930 code for a protein of 309 amino acids. Lineage: Eukaryota; Fungi; Ascomycota; Sordariomycetes; Hypocreales; Nectriaceae.